Molecule: messenger RNA, 723 nt
Organism: Parnassius mnemosyne (clouded apollo)
Lineage: Eukaryota; Metazoa; Arthropoda; Insecta; Lepidoptera; Papilionidae
Source: the annotation of a GenBank genome assembly
AUGUCGUAUUAUCAACACAGAACGGCCGGCUAUACCGCCCCACCACCACUCAUGGAACAGAUGCGGCUGUACCACGUGGACAUGAACCCGUAUGGUCACCGAGUGCUGCUGAUCCUGGAGGCGAAGAAGGCGAAGUAUGAGGUGUACAAGCUGGAUCCACUCCAUCUGCCCGAAUGGUUCAAAGAGAAAAACCCUAGGCUGAAGAUUCCAGUCCUCGAAAUACCCACAGAUCAAGGCGACAAAUUUCUCUUUGAGAGCGUCGUUAUAUGUGACUACUUGGACGAGAAGUAUGCAAGGAACCCCCUUCAUUCCCGAGACCCGUACGUGAAGGCCCAGGAUAGACUGUUGAUCGAGAGGUUCAAUGAGCUCAUUAAAGGCAGCUUGGAGUGCUUCGACACUAACUUCGCAUUCGGCAGUGAACAAAUUAUGCAGACCAUUGACGUCUUCGAGAAGGAACUCGCUACGAGAGGUACAAAUUACUUUGGCGGCAAUCGACCCGGCAUGUUGGACUACAUGAUAUGGCCGUGGGUGGAGAGGCUCUACCUAUUGCGAUGUGUCAAUGAGAGGAAGUUCGAUGAGAAGCGAUCAUUAUUUCCCAAUUUCGCUGAUUGGGGUGAUCAAAUGCAACUGGAUGAGGUGGUGAAGAAGCACGCAACCUCUCCUGCUGAAUACUUCGAUUAUUACAAAAACGCCAGAGCGCAUUCUAUGGGCUACUAUAUUUAA